Molecule: messenger RNA, 2895 nt
Organism: Amoebophrya sp. A25
Lineage: Eukaryota; Dinophyceae; Syndiniales; Amoebophryaceae
Source: the annotation of a GenBank genome assembly
UAAAGGAUUCUUUCUGCUUGUUGGUUCUACUGGCCAUACCGUCAGCAUCUCCUUCCAGCAUCGUGGUCGUGUGUUGAAUCAUUGAUGUGAACGAACUCCUGUCCAUAGGCAAACUUGCAUCUAUGAUGGAUUGACUACAACAAGUCAUCUUUUUCAAGUACUUACAUGGGUCUUUAUCUUUUAUGUUUAUCCCCUUCCCUCGUCUAGUAGACUAGUACUAGUAGUCUACAAAAACUAUAUUAAACAACUACAACAACUACUGCUUCUACUCUCUCGUUUUAGUUUUCGUCCUACAAGAACUACAACUACUAUGGUCCUCUAACUAACUUGCAAUCGUUGGAGCUCUCAUUUCCAACUUCUACGAACAAGAGCAUCAAAAAAAAUGGGCCGUUCUCGUUCGCGCAGUCGUGGUAGGAGACGGGAGAAAGAGGAUAAGCCUGCCGAUGGUAAGCGCAGUCGGUCAGAGGAGUCAGCGGAGAGGUCAAGGGAGCGAGAAAAACGCCGCAGGAAGAAGCAGAGGGGGUUCAUGCAACAGCAGUCAAAUAAAGGAUCCUCAAAAGGAGGCAUGAAUCCAAGUACUGCUCAAAGAAAUUCAUUCAUCCUUUAGGACGUACCAGGAUCUGCUUCAUCUCGCUGAUAGUCGAGAAUGACUAUUUGAGAUGCACACAUGACAUUAGGAGUCAUUUUCAUUUUUGUUUAGAAGCACGGUCUUGAUCAUGUGAUACUUCAACGUUUCCGCAUACUUAAUCAAAUGCUGGCAGAAGUUGGGUCAAAAAUGCAAAUACAGCGAAAUGUUCAUCGAUCUCGAUGCGAAGUUUAAGGAAUCCAUUUUAUUUACAGUUACUCGAACAUGUCCAUUUCUCUCCACAUUUACUUUCAGCAAAAAUUACCUUGCACAGGCACACGCGCAGGGAUGUUUUGGGAUGGAUUUCAAUGGAUUCCGUCUGAAUCAAGUACCAACAACGCAGCCGCAGCAGCACAGCGGAAACUAAAGCGGCUGUACAUUUAUGUAUAUGACUUAUAUAAUAAGUAGCAUCUGGCAAGCUGAUCAAAAAUCACGCUCUUGCUCCGUCUAUGGUACAACCAUUAUGACUCCAGUAGUUUUUUCAGUAUACAUGGCAGAAGUGUUCUUCAUGAGUUGUCCGUAGACGUAGACGGUAGAAGUACUACACCUUACUAGAUUCAAAUAGCAACUGACUCUCUGGUAGAUGAAGUACUACAACUUACUAGAUUUUAAUAAUAACUGACUCCGUUCUAAUCUCUCGGAAAUGUCCCUGUAGGAUGCAGUGAGGAGCUUUUUAAGAUAUCGCUCAUCGAAAAAAUGCGGGAAUCAGAAAUUAUUCCGCCAGAUCGCGAAUCGCAGUCCAUGCAGCUGCUCAUAUGGUAACUUUGAUUUUUGUAGUGGUAGUAUAAAAAAAAGUAAAAAAUGUAUCAAAAAAAAGUAUGCAAGUCUGUACUUGUUGAUGAUGAAAAUUCGCUCGAGCACCUAUAGAUAUCUAUGGUUAUGAUCUUUUUGAAUUGCACUUGGUGACGAUAGUUACUUAAUCAAGAAUGCAUGCAACGAGCACCCAACCACCUCUACUAAGGUUGCAUCAAGAGCACCAGUAUGGUUUUGUCGAACUUGAGAGUGUAGAGAUGGCAGAGAAAGUACUGGCAAGACUAGACGGAAUGCUUGUGAACGGAAAUCCAGUACAGAUAAAACGCCCAAACGAUAGCUCUGUUGCAGCCAGAAAUAUUCCGGGAGUUGCGCCUGGAGCAGGUAAAAGUAGAAUGUAAAGAUUAACUUGAUCCAAAUGACGCCACUGAUUGAGAAUGUCAACAAAGGGGAAGCACAUCAGGACUUGGUAGUGAUAUUGAAGAUAUGACUACUUUUAUAUCUGUGAUCAUGAAGAAGAAAAUAACAUCAUAACUUUGGCAGUAUUGCACUCAAAUUUAUCCAUAGUCGCCGGCGCUCCACUCGCGAUUGCGGCGCCACCAGUAUGCACAUCACGCAUAGUGCAAAUUAGUGACGCGCUCCAGUAUGACCCCUACAGCACAGUGCACGAAGACUUCAUUGAUACAGUGGAGGAUAUGGUAGAGGGCUGUUCGCAACACGGCAAGAUCAAUGCCGCCAACACGCGCAUUAUCAAGCAGGAACACUUGCAACUGCUGCUGGACGCGGCACUCGCAGAUCAUGUCCAGGUACAACAAGUGUGCUUUAGUCAACAGUUUUCUACCCACCCUUGUUCUUGUUCGUCUGAUAUUUUAUCUCUGUAAAGAUGAACGCAUGAUCGUCCCUUGUUGUUCGUCUGAUAUUUUAUCUCUGUAAAGAUGAACGCACUACCAUUAUCUUCUGCAGCUUGCUAGAAAUAGAUACGAAGAUCAAUUACAGUUACGCGACCAUUUACAUUUUUAGAUUCCUUAGAAUAACUCAAAACCCUAGAUCGGCCAUGUCUUUCUGGAAUUUUUAUCGAUGGGUGACGCAAGCCAAGUGAUGAUGAAGAUGCAGAACCGGAAAUAUGAUGGGCGAUUCUUGCGAUACCAGAGUUUUCCCGAGGACAAGUUCUACGCGCAUAUUGUCCCUCUCUCACCGCCGCAAUAGAGAUAGACAUAGUAGAGCAGGAUGAUUCAAGUGAACAAUUUCAAUUAUACAAGAAGUUGAAGUGAAUAUCGCGUGAACGCCUUCACCGACCACGUGUCGUUGACAACGGUACAACCUCAGGGAAGGAGAUCAUGAAUGCCUCUUCUGUUUCAACAUCAGAGCCAGAUUUAGUAUUUGAUCCUCUGAAUGUUCAAGAUCAGAGCCUCGUUCAUGGUCCGGCGACGAGGAGGACACUCGCACGAACAUCCUCGACAUGUUCAUGUUGUGUGCCCACAUAAGGGUUCUCAAGGGUUCUCAAGAACAAGAACCACGAU